Eremomyces bilateralis CBS 781.70 is the source of this 2233-nucleotide messenger RNA. RefSeq names its product subunit of heterotrimeric replication factor. The record is from RefSeq and is a predicted model, not a curated record. Gene Ontology annotation, molecular function: damaged DNA binding; single-stranded telomeric DNA binding. Bases 411 to 2153 code for a protein of 580 amino acids. Gene Ontology annotation, cellular component: nucleus; DNA replication factor A complex. Gene Ontology annotation, biological process: DNA replication; meiotic cell cycle; telomere maintenance via telomerase. The transcript has 5 exons. NCBI's taxonomy places the organism in Eukaryota, Fungi, Ascomycota, Dothideomycetes, Eremomycetales, Eremomycetaceae.
GUGGUGUAUUCCGUACCCUAUGCUCUUCAAAGUUCAAACUUCCCCUCUAGUCACGUGAAUCAUCUCAUUUAGCGCGACGACGCGUCGCAAUGCUGAACGCGUCCAUCAACUUGCCACCGCGAAGCGAUUUAAUUUCAUGACAACGCUGCCUAACAAUUGCUCGUGGAGGAAGUUAAACAUCACAUUAUCCAUCAAUAUGACGGCAGAAUCACCUGCUGCAGCUGCAGCCAAAGAGACCAUUACCCAGGGCAUCAUCAAACGAAUCUUUGUCGAAACUGGCAAAGAUGGCAUCAAAGAUGAGCAGUUCGUCGUGCAAAUCAUCAACCUUCGUGAGCAAACGAAACCAGGUGGUGCUAGACGGAUCAGGCUCGUCAUGAACGAUACUCAGUUCACGGCGUUCGGAAUUCUUGAUGCGCGUACGUCCUCCGCUUCUACAAAUCUCAAAUGCAUCGGAUCGCUUACUUGUCACAGAUCUCUGUCCGCUUGUGGACGAAGGCUCUUUGCGCCAGGGCCAGCUUGUCCGGGUGUUAAAGCAUCAGCUCGUUAUAUCCAACGCCACCGGAGCCAAAUUCGCAAUGAUCGAAGAGAUGGAGGUACUCGCCCAGUACGGAACGCAGGAGAAGAUUGGAAAUCCUCGAAACAUCUCCGAAAUCCUCGACUCGGCAAAAGACGCCGGCGCAAAGCCGCAGCCAGCUGGAAUAACGGGUGACAACUUCUACGGUGCGAAGCCCGAAUCGAAAGCGCAAGAUAUCCCUCAACGUUCCAACAAUCCUCGACCUGGCUUUGGAGGUGGCGCUCAUCCACACGUUCUUCCGAUCGAGGGUCUCAGUCCAUACCAGAACAAAUGGACCAUUCGAGUCCGUUGCACGCAUAAGUCGGAUAUCAAGACCUGGCACAAGCAGAGUGGAGAAGGCAAGCUCUUCAGCGUCAACCUUCUGGACGAGGGCGGCGAGAUCCGGGCGACUGGCUUCAAUGCUGAGUGCGACAAUCUAUAUGACCUUUUCCAGGAAGGCAUGGUGUACUACAUUUCCAGUCCUGCCAAGAUUAAUAUUGCGAAGCGGCAAUUCACUCAGAUCAACAACGAGUAUGAGAUUGUGUUUGAGAGGGAUACACAGGUCGAGAAGGCCGAAGAUCAAUCCAACGCUCCCCAAGUCCGCUACAACUUCACACCCAUUGGCAGCCUCCAAGACAUCGCGAAGGACACGACCAUCGAUACCAUCGGUGUUCUCAAAGAUGUUGGCGAGCUAUCCCAGAUCGUCUCCAAGACCACCAGCAAGCCAUACGACAAGCGCGAACUCACACUCGUGGACGAUUCGUUGCAUUCGGUACGUCUGACGAUCUGGGGAAACCAGGCCACCAACUUCGACACCAUGCCGGAAAGUAUCAUCGCGUUCAAGGGCUGCAAAGUCUCAGAUUUCGGCGGUCGAAGUCUUUCCCUCCUAAGCUCCGGCUCCAUGACCGUCAGCCCAGACAUCGACGAUGCAUUCCGUCUCAAAGGAUGGUUUGACGCCCAAGGCAAGACCGAUACCUUUACCACGUUCCAGAACAUGGCUGGAGCCGGCGACAUGGGGGGGACGCGGUCCAACGAGCUGAAGACAAUCGGGCAAGUCAAGGACGAGGAGCUGGGCAUGCACAACGAACCGGCGUACUUCACUGUCAAAGCCACCAUCUCCUAUGUCAAGCGUGAGAACUACUGCUACGCGGCUUGCAAAGGGGACAGCUGCAACCGCAAGGUUCAGGAGAUCGAGCCGGGGAACUGGCGAUGCGAGUGGUGCGAGAAGAGUCAUGACGCGCCGAAUUACCGGUAUAUCAUCUCGAUCAACGUGGUCGAUCACACCGGAUCGAUGUGGCUGACGUGCUUCGACGAGCCGGGGAACGUCGUCAUGGGGAUGAGUGCGAACGAGCUGCAUGCGCUGGGUGAGGAGGGGAAUAAUACGCUUGUGUUCGAGGAUGCGAACCUCAAGACGUUGACAUUCCGUUGCAGAGCGAAGACGGACACCUACCAGGACCAGCAACGGAUUCGAUAUCAGGUCAAUUCUGCUGCUCCUCUCAAUUUCCCUGCUGAGUCUGCCAGACUCCAAGCGUUGAUCAAGCAGUACGAGGGUCUCCCGGAUCUUGUUAAGGAGGCAGGUGACCAGAGUCUCUUUGUUUAGUAGGGUCCUACUCAGAUUGGCGUGUUUGGUGGGUGUCUUCAUACUGUCAUGUCUAUCCGAAGGACGUCGAGAUGGGAAGU